AUGGAGCAUCGUCUGUUGCCACCCGAAAGUCCAGUCUGGGAAGCGGGAGAGGUUGACGAAGGUGCAGUCUACGAGUCCUCGUCUCCGGGAAGUCCUGCCUACACGUCCUUCAGCGGUGUCCUGCUGGUUCCUACAGGAGUCAGAACCUCCCCCAGUAGCGGCGUUGUCCAACACUCUGUUUCCAAGCCCCGCCCCCCAGCUGUGUCUCCUUCGUCAUAUCCAUACGAACACUCGGAUUUCCCGUACAUCCUUAGGGCUCCUAUGACACCAUCCUACAUUCCUGCCUUUUCUCCUAGUCACCCUGUUGGACCUCCGGCACCUCCUACAUCUAGCCUGUUCCCCCUGGGCCCGACUCCCGACCGCACAGACGUCCCUUCACCGGUAGACGUCAGAAACAGGACGCCCUCUGUUUAUAUUCCUUUGGUGACUUCCACGCACCUUAACAGCCCUCCUUACAUUGUUAGGCUUCACCCCCUUCAGGACUCUGACGGAAGGACUCCCCACACCUCCCUCGGCCACAGCUCCUUCGGUAAUACGUUUCACACCCAAACGAGGACUAAUUUCGACGCCUCGGGCUACGUCCCCUCCCACGGGAAACGCCCCUUGUUCACAAAGACCGAAGGGCACCGGGUUCCCUCACGCACCGGAUAUGUCUACAACCGGAAGCCACUAUUAAACACCGCUGUGCCAGAGGUGUCCCUCGCCCUCGAAGUGAUUCUCCCGACGAAGACCCUUGUCUCGAGAACCUCCUCGAUACUGACCAACUCCAGUGACACUCGACUAUAA
Molecule: messenger RNA, 786 nt
Organism: Penaeus monodon (black tiger shrimp)
Lineage: Eukaryota; Metazoa; Arthropoda; Malacostraca; Decapoda; Penaeidae
Product: DNA-directed RNA polymerase II subunit RPB1-like
Exons: 4
Coding region: 1-786 (261 amino acids)
Source: RefSeq, a predicted model, not a curated record